This is a messenger RNA of Lipotes vexillifer (Yangtze River dolphin), 1783 nucleotides long. It is a transcript of the gene B3GLCT, whose product is annotated as beta 3-glucosyltransferase. The transcript has 14 exons. NCBI's taxonomy places the organism in Eukaryota, Metazoa, Chordata, Mammalia, Artiodactyla, Lipotidae. The record is from RefSeq and is a predicted model, not a curated record. Gene Ontology annotation, cellular component: membrane. Gene Ontology annotation, molecular function: glycosyltransferase activity. The coding region runs from base 1 to 1470 and encodes 489 amino acids.
AUGAGACAGAGGCUGUUCCUAGGGUUGCACACUUCGUGGGAUGAAGGGUCAGCUGUGGCCUUUGCUCAUGUGCCCUCCGCUUGGAGCCGGGUCGCCACUGCUGACUUGCAGGCAGCACGCCCGUCCCCUUCGGAUUUGAAAGGAAUUGCAUUUGUCAUCCAGAGUCAAAGUAAUUCUUUUCAUGCAAAGAAAGCAGAACAGUUAAAACAAAGCAUCUUAAAGCAAGCUGCAGAUCUUACACAGGAAGUCCCCAGAGUCCUCCUCCUUCACCAGCUGGCNCAGCAGGAAGGCGCGUGGACCAUACUUCCGUUGUUACCGCACUUUUCUGUAACAUACAGCAGAAAUUCAUCAUGGAUUUUCUUCUGUGAAGAAGAGACAAGAAUACAAAUUCCACAACUCUUACAAGCACUCAGAAGAUAUGACCCAUCAAAGGAAUGGUUUUUAGGAAAAGCAUUACAUGAUGAAGAAUCCACAAUAAUUCACCAUUAUGCCUUUUCCGAAAAUCCUACAGUUUUUAAAUAUCCAGACUUUGCUGCUGGCUGGGCCCUUAGUAUUCCACUGGUAAACAAGCUUACCAAGAGAUUGAAGAGUGAGUCCCUGAAAUCCGACUUUACAAUCGAUUUAAAAUAUGAGAUUGCUCUCUACAUCUGGGACAGAGGUGAUGGACCGCCCCUCACUCCUGUGCCUGAGUUUUGUACAGACGGGGUAGACUCUUCCUGUGCCACCACAUUUCAUUCUUUUCUACCGCUUUGCGGAAAUCCAGUGAAGAAGAAGGAUAUUUUUGUUGCUGUAAAGACGUGCAAGAAAUUUCAUGGUGACAGAAUCCCCAUCGUAAAGCAGACUUGGGCGGGGCAGGCAGGUCACAUCGAAUACUACAGCGAUUACGCAGACACUUCUGUCCCGACGGUGGAUCUGGGAAUUCCUAAUACAGAGAGAGGUCAUUGUGGAAAGACAUUUGCCAUUUUGGAAAGAUUUUUGAAUCACAGCUAUGACAAAAUAGCAUGGUUAGUCAUUGUGGAUGAUGACACAUUAAUAAGCAUCUCCAGGCUCCAGCACCUGCUGAGCUGUUACGAUGCCAGCGAACCUGUGUUUCUGGGAGAGCGUUACGGCUACGGCCUGGGCACCGGUGGCUACAGCUACGUCACAGGAGGAGGAGGGAUGGUCUUCAGCAGAGAGGCAAUCAGGAGACUUCUCGCCAGCAAGUGUCGCUGCUACAGCAAUGACGCUCCAGAUGAUAUGGUCCUGGGGAUGUGCUUUAGUGGGUUAGGAGUCCCUGUGACACACAGCCCUCUCUUCCAUCAGGCUCGGCCUGUGGAUUACCCUAAGGACUACCUGUCUCACCAAGUUCCCAUAUCGUUCCACAAGCACUGGAACAUCGAUCCCGUGAAGGUCUAUUUCACAUGGUUGGCACCCAGUGAGGAAGACAGAGCCAGGCAGGAGACACGAAAAGGCUUUAAAGAAGAGUUAUAAAGCAUGGUGGCCUGUGGGCACAGGUAGGACACAGAAGCAGAGACUGGCAUUGUCCUGCUGUGCUGGAUCACACUGCUUACGUGCGACAUGCAGCACUGGAAGCUUCCUGACUUUAGGUGGACGUUAUUAUACGGUAAUUUUUGAGUUGAGGGUGGGGAAGGAGUCAUAGGGAAAACAGAGAUUUUUGUUUUCUGGGAAAGGUCACUUGCUUUAGCAUUAUGCAGUUAUUGUGAUACACAAUGAUUACUGUGUAUUUUUCAAGCUGUGAAACAGCAGCUUUAUUUCUGUCAUAGAAAAAUAAACGGUACCAGAA